AGAUCAUGUUUUUUUUUGACCGACCUCAUAUGAUACGAUCUUAUCUCAUCUCAUCUCAUCUCAUCUCAUCUCAACUUCCCGUCUUUGUUCGGAAGGUCAGGGGGCAACAUCAAUUUAUUCCACUUUUAGAACACCUCUGGUUUUCUGAUUAUGAAUUCUACAGCUGCGUUUCUGUUUAUGAAUUCUACAGCUGCGUUUCUGUUUAUGAAUUCUACAGCUGAAUUGCUGAGGACCACUGCACAGCAUCCAUGGACUGAGAUAGUAACCAACAGUAUCCCUUAUCUAAAUGAUCAUGCAUCGUCCAGUGUGGAUGGACUACUUUCAGGUGUGUCACAGAAUGAGGCACCAUAUGAGUAUUCUGGGUACUACGAUGAUUUGGACCCAUCUAUAUUGGCCUGUAACUAUGGAACUCACGGAGCAAGCAUCCUCCCUGUGUUAUAUUCGCUGUUUUUCAUUGUGGGCAUUCUGGGUAACACACUGGUGAUCUGGGUGGUCUUGAUGGGUGUGAAACUCAGAAGCAUGACUGACAUCUGUCUUCUGAACCUGGCUAUUGCAGACCUGCUCUUGAUCUCUGCCCUCCCCUUCCUGGCACACAGUGCCAGAGACCAGUGGAUCUUUGGAGAUUUUAUGUGCACUAUGGUCCGUAGUGUUUACUACAUUGGAUUCUAUAGUGGGAUAUUCUUUAUUGUACUGAUGAGUGUUGAUCGAUACUUAGCUGUAGUUCAUGCUGUGUUUGCUCUGAGAGUCAGAACAAGGACAUAUGGGAUCUUAGCCAGUAUGGUCAUAUGGAUUAUUGCAGUUUUUGCAUCCUUUCCUGAGUUGAUGUAUCUCAAAACCACAAAGAUGGGUAAUUUAACUUAUUGUGUAUAUUAUCCAACAAAUGAUCCAGGUUCUAGUCAUUACUCAAUGAUUUUUGGCAUCUUUAAAAUGAAUGUCAUGGGUUUAAUUCUUCCACUUAUUGUGAUUGGAUUUUGUUACUCAAUGAUUUUGAUGAGACUCCUGACAGUUCGCUCUUCUAGGAGGCAGGCCAUGCGUCUCGUCAUUGCAGUGAUGGUGGUCUUUUUCUGCAGUUGGGCUCCGUACAAUAUUGCAGCUUUUGUGAAAGCCUUAGAGCUGAUUAAACCUAUAACUCAAUCUUGUGAGAGCAGUAAGGCAAUAAAUCUAAGUCUGCAGAUCACAGAGGCUUUGGCUUAUUCACAUAGCAGUAUAAAUCCCUUUCUUUAUGUGUUUGUGGGAGAGAAAUUUAGGAGGCAACUUUUUAGACUCCUUUACAGGACACCCUUCAGUAGACUGCAGUUCAUGAAGAGUUACAUUAUGCAGGCCACAGGAUCUGUUUACUCACAGACCACUAGUGUGGACGAGAGAUCAGUUACAGCUGUUUGAGUAGAAGAUUAAUUGGAAUAGGGUAUACAGACAAAAAUCUAUCUAUCUAUCUAUCUAUCUAUCUAUCUAUCUAUCUAUCUAUCUAUCUAUCUAUCUAUCUAUCUAUCUAUCUAUCUAUCUAUCUCUCUACCUAUCUAUCCAUCUAUCCAUCUAUCUAUCCAUCUAUCCAUCUAUCCAUCUAUCUAUCUAUCUAUCUAUCUAUCUAUCUAUCUAUCUAUCUAUCUAUCUAUCUAUCAAACAAUCUAUCAAUCUAUCAAUCUAUCAAUCUAUCAAUCUAUCAAUCCAACCCAAAUAUGUAUAUAAAUGAAGAUAGUUUAUAAAUGAGCAAUUUGAGUGGAAGAAUAGUCAGAAAGUUGUAAAUAGAUAAGGGCAAGUUGAAAACAAGUAUAAUACAAUAUCAUUUACAAGCCUCAUAGUGUUAUUUGUGCAUAUAUCUGUAAAUGUGUAUAUUUAUUUUUUAUUUGAUCAUUUAAUUUUUAUUCAUAAUUUUGGGUUGUUUUCUAGCAACUAUAUGUACUUUGUAUUUUACAUAUAUACAUACAUGUAUUUUACUGUUACUGACUUUUUUGUUUACUAAAACUAUAACUAUAUGAAUGAUCUGUAGUAAGAAUACAUAGCUUCAAUAAAAAUGUAUAUAAGUGUG
This is a messenger RNA of Onychostoma macrolepis, 2026 nucleotides long. RefSeq names its product cabz01093075.1 (gene ccr8.2). The record is from RefSeq and is a predicted model, not a curated record. Gene Ontology annotation, biological process: G protein-coupled receptor signaling pathway; chemotaxis; immune response. Lineage: Eukaryota; Metazoa; Chordata; Actinopteri; Cypriniformes; Cyprinidae. Gene Ontology annotation, cellular component: membrane. The coding region runs from base 151 to 1383 and encodes 410 amino acids. The transcript has 4 exons. Gene Ontology annotation, molecular function: chemokine receptor activity.